AUGGGGAAUAGGUACGUGAAAGGAGUGCGGGAAGAGCAGCCCUCAGAACAUGAGUUACUUCCUCAGCGUGCAGUUGAAAGGUUGGUGAAGGAGUUGUCGUCUCUGACUGAAAAAGCGACACAUUCACUAGUGCAGAAUGACCCCAAAUAUUUCAAAGAGAAGAUCACCUGUUCUGAGUAUUGCAAGAGUAUUCUCUGUGCUAGUAUGAUGAAAAUAACCUUAGAGAUUGAAAGCAAUGGAUUCAAGUUUUCUUUUCGAGACCUCUUCAUGGGAAACAUUAUGUUGCAUGGCAUGUCUGGUUUCUCGGGUUUCUACAAACUCAGAUGAUGGCUGGAGAAGAUUCUCACUGGGCAGAAGCCAAAGGGAGGAUGCUUUGGAGCACCUAGUAAGGAUUUUAAACACACCUCUGCAGUGGCAGACCAAAAGCAGCUGCUGAUGAGAGUUAGCAGAAGAGAAAAGUUGUUUGCAGAGCACGUAGUUGGAGAAAGAAUUUUCAGAGCUGGGCCGAGCUUCACGUUCAAGACCAAGGUGGAGCUAGUAUUAGACCUAGACAUCAGCAUGCACAUUCCUUUCGUGGGGGACACCUGCCCUCGUAUCACAGCAUUUGCAGAAUGCCUGAAAGCAAGGAGACAACUACCCGAGCUCACCAUCAGCCUCCCGCAGGCCGUGCAGGCAUAA
Molecule: messenger RNA, 678 nt
Organism: Chroicocephalus ridibundus (black-headed gull)
Lineage: Eukaryota; Metazoa; Chordata; Aves; Charadriiformes; Laridae
Gene: C8H16orf89
Product: chromosome 8 C16orf89 homolog
Cellular component (GO): cytosol; membrane
Source: RefSeq, a predicted model, not a curated record